UUGCCGCUGGAGAAAAAAUCCCCUGGGAAACCGCCGCCAACCACCGCUGCAGUGCCUGAAGCUCCCAACGCCUGCUAGCCUCCAGGUCCGCACCACCACCCACUUUCAUCCCACCGCCAAUCUCCUAGCCACCUUUCCACUUCUUCUCUUCAUCCCUCCCCCUUCUCUUCCCCUUGCCAUACUUUUUCUCGUCUUUGAAUAGACAACAGAAUCCUUCCUAAACACCAUCAAUUCGUCGUCAAUUCCCUAUACCCUACAUCACUUUGCCAGAUCCAACCCCCACCAUGGCUCACACCGACGUUGAUGUCCUCGUUAUUGGCAUGGGACCUACUGGUCUCGGUGCUGCCAAGCGCCUCAACCACAUUAACGGCCCUUCGUGGUUGAUUGUCGAUUCUUCCGACAAGGCUGGUGGUCUUGCUAGCACUGACGUUACGCCCGAGGGCUUCCUCUACGAUGUUGGCGGCCACGUUAUCUUCUCCCACUACAAGUACUUCGAUGACUGCAUUGACGAGGCCCUCCCCAAAGACGAUGAUUGGUACACUCACCAGCGCAUCUCCUACGUCCGUUACAAGGGCCUCUGGGUCCCCUACCCUUUCCAGAACAACAUCUCCAUGCUUCCCAAGGAGGACCAAGUGAAGUGUAUUGACGGUGUCAUUGACGCUGCCCUCGAGGCCCGCGUUGCCAACACAAAGCCCAAGAACUUCGACGAAUGGAUCCUUCGCAACACUGGUGUUGGUAUUGCUGACAUCUUCAUGCGCCCUUACAACUUCAAGGUGUGGGCUGUUCCCCCUGAGAAGAUGCAGUGUGCUUGGCUCGGUGAGCGUGUUGCCGCUCCUGAUGUCAAGGCUGUCACUCGCAAUGUUAUCCUCAACAAGGUUGCUGGUAACUGGGGUCCCAACGCUACCUUCCGCUUCCCUGCCCGUGAUGGUACCGGUGGUAUCUGGAUUGCUGUCGCCGAGACCAUCCCCAAGGAGAAGAAGCGCUUCGGCAAGCAGGGUGAGGUCACCAAGGUCGAUGCCGAGAAGAAGGUUGUUAGCUUCGCUGAUGGCAGCACCAUUGGCUACAACAAGCUGAUCAACACCAUGGCUGUUGACCAUUUGGCUGAGAAGAUGGGCAACCAGGAGCUCAUCAGCCUGACCAAGGGUCUCUACUACUCCACAACUCACGUCAUCGGUGUUGGUCUCCGUGGCGAGCGCCCCGAGCGCAUUGGUGACAAGUGCUGGUUGUACUUCCCUGAGGAUAACUGCAACUUCUACCGUGCCACCAUCUUCUCCAACUACUCUCCUUACAACCAGCCUCAGAAGGAUGUCAAGCUGCCUACACUCUACCUCGCCAACGGCGACAAGGCACCUUCGUCAGAGCCUAAGGAGGGUCCUUACUGGUCCAUCAUGCUUGAGGUUUCUCAGUCCACCAUGAAGCCUGUCGAUGUUGAGAACAUCCUCAAGGACAGCAUCCAGGGUCUCAUCAACACUGAGAUGAUCAAGCCCGAGGACGAAAUCAUCUCUACCUACCACCGCGCUUUCGACCACGGUUACCCCACCCCCAGCCUUGAGCGUGAAGGUGUCCUGCAGGAGCUUCUUCCCAAGCUCCAGGAUAUGGACAUCUACUCCCGUGGCCGUUUCGGCAGCUGGAGAUACGAAGUUGGUAACCAGGAUCACUCCUUCAUGCUCGGUGUCGAGGCUGUAGAUGCCAUUGUCCAGGGCGCUGUCGAGCUCACCCUCAACUACCCCGACUUUGUCAACGGCCGCAAGAACACUGAGCGCCGUCUGGCCACUAGCUUCAACUACAGCGCCAGCACCAACGGCAUCACUGAGCUUCCUACUCGCGAGCGUGCCAGCUCCAAGGUUACCGCCAACGGUAGCCACAGCCGCAAGUCCUCCAAGCAGAUCAAAUAAGCCUUUUAAGACUCGGCAUUGGUCAAAGCCACUGGCCGAUGCCGACUAUGUGGGCUGUAUAAGUGAGCGAACGAACUUCCUAUCCUAGCUUAAAUUGUAGCUUUGAGGACAUGUUUUUUUCACUUGUAGCAUUUCUGGUACAAAAUAUAAAAGCGACGGAUGCAUGAUUGAUUUGAUUUAGAGCGAGGAAGCACCCUGUCACCGCCAAUUGGCAAAGAUGAAGCGCUCUUGGACGGAUGGGAACCUCAAUGACGUACAGCUUAGAAACCGGUAGCUAAGAAAAUGUAUACCGAACCAAAGAAUGGCUUAAUAGAAUUUAUUUUGACUCAUA
[Torrubiella] hemipterigena is the source of this 2226-nucleotide messenger RNA. The record is from the annotation of a GenBank genome assembly. NCBI's taxonomy places the organism in Eukaryota, Fungi, Ascomycota, Sordariomycetes, Hypocreales, Clavicipitaceae.